UCUGCAAAGAACAAUUUCGUUUCCCGCCAAGUGGUGUCACUUCCUGUGAGACAACUUCCGCUAGGAAUGACAACAACAGACAGCUGUUGUCAAGAUGGCGGAUGGCUAUGGAGGAGAAGAGGGUCCCCUGGACGCUGAAGAAGCCGGGGAUCACAUAAAAUCAAUUUUGAGGCGUUGUAGAGGCCGUCCCAGGCUCACGGAUUCUGACCGAGCACAAAGACGCCUCGAGUCCCGCAAGAAGUAUGAUGUUAGGCGAGUUUAUCUUGGAGAAUCUCACAAGGUUUGGAGUGAGCUUCGCCGGCGAACGAGUUUGAGUGACGCUGGACUUGCCGAGUACCUAAUCCUGCUCAACUCCACGUACGGGGAGAGAUACCAGCAAAAAUACGGAGGGAAGACAAUCCCAGAAGUAUGUACAAAACUGAAAAGAGGGAAAAAUGAGAGAGUGUCCAGCCUUUGUAGCAUGGUGACCUGGUACCAGGAUCACUCCCAAACCUGCCCACAUGAACCCCAGCUCAGAGCUCUGGAACCCCAACCUGGAUUCUCCACCUCUGCUAUCUGGCAGUGUGAUGCUGACCAUUCAUUUGUGCAGCACCUCUCCUCGCCACCAAGAGGGACCAGUGAGCCUGAGAUGGAGACAGAGACAGAGGAGGAAGUUGAUAGUGACACAAGGACAGAGGAUACCAGAGGAAUCAUGACCAGGAGGAGGAGGAGGAGAGAGACAGAUGCCCACAGACAGCUCACUGGAGGGGAUUUGGAAGUGGCUGGAGCCCCGGUGACUAUGGAUCAGGUGGAGCAGGCCACAGCUCUCAGCCAGCUCCCAGAGAUGGAGGCCCCAUACAGGGACACUCCCUUAAUGGAGCAUCUCUCUGAGAAUCAGUCUGUCUGGGAGAUGGAGGUGGUGAUGGAGGCAGGCAGACAGCAAGCCCAGGAGUCUGAUGACGAGGAGACAGGUUACAAUGCUGUAGGGGAGGACAUCAACCCAAAGGAGGAGGUGGAAAACCUGAGAAGAGAUGAAGGAGUGGGUACAUCACAAGAUGGCUAUGAGUGUGUUGUAGUGACUGCAUCCUUAACUGACAGACUGGACAAAGCCAAUAAGCAGGACACCACACAGACAAUGGGUGACACAGUUGGUGUAGACACUCAGACCAACCUCCAUCCAGUCCCAGCCUCUAUGCAGGUGCCUGGGCAAGGGGAGCUGUUUGAUUCUCAGACACUACAGACUGUGGGGACCACCUGUGAGAUACCAGACCAGCGAGGAACUCUGGAUGGUUCUCAGCUGAUCAUCAUCACUGGCCCCAGCUACGAGGCUUUGGCAUCCGAGGGCAUCCAGCUCAACAUGGGGGGUGGAGACGUGGAGGAGGUCACAUGCACUGUCAUAGAGGGCGUGGCUUACAACCAAAUGUGCCAGUCAGUGGCAGACUUUAGGACGACAGAGGAAGACUCCAUCACAGAUCUUUUUCUCUCAGGCCUGAGUGACAAGGAGCUGCUCCAGCCCAGUGUUGAGUCUCAUGGCUUGGAGUCCACCUGUGAAAGGGAGCUACAGAGGGGCCUAAGCAGAUGUAGGAGGAGCAGACGAGGUCCUGUCAUCGAGGCAGACGGAAUGCUCAAGAUGUUCCACUGUCCGUAUGAAGGCUGUAGUCAAGUCUAUGUAGCCAUCAGCAGCUUUCAGAACCAUGUGAAUCUGGUUCACAGGAAGGGGAGGACCAAGGUGUGCCCCCACCCCGGCUGUGGCAAGAAGUUCUAUCUGUCCAACCACCUGCAUCGCCACAUGAUCAUCCACUCAGGAGUCCGAGACUUCAUCUGUGAAACAUGUGGGAAAUCGUUCAAAAGGAAGAAUCACUUGGAGGUUCACCGGCGCACGCACACAGGAGAGACGCCCCUUCAGUGUGAGAUCUGUGGGUACCAGUGUCGCCAGCGAGCAUCUCUCAACUGGCACAUGAAGAAACACACCCCCGAGGCCCACUACAACUUCACCUGCGAACACUGUGGCAAGAGGUUUGAAAAGCUUGACAGUGUUAAGUUCCACAAGUUAAAAAGCCACCCAGACAAACAGGCAAUGUAAGGCGCAGUGCUGCUGGAAUGUGCACUAAAUAUCAACUGGUCAGGGCCAGACCAGAAAGUGACUGAAUCUGUCGACACAAAGAACAAGAGAAGAAGAGUGCCCGUAGAGACUGGUAUGCCCGUUUGGGGAAAGAGCAGCUCUUUUGAAUGAACAUUGCUUAGACUCGCUCACUAUAAUGGACUUUAGACCCUGCUCUCAAAGCUGUGCUGGACACAGCCUUUUUAGAGCUCACAGAGGCAGCCUAACUGUUGAUAUAGUACAUUUCAGCACAGUUGUUUACAUAAUGUGCUGUACGCCUCUAAACCAUACUGUCUCUAUACCAUAUUAUUAACAUAUCCAUAGAUUCUCUCUUUUUAUUCACUUUUAUACAUUUGUCAUCCACAGUUGUAAUGUACUUGUUGGAAAAUAGUUUUUUUGUUUUGUUGUUAAUGCUUGUGUUCUCACGUCAAUACAUGAACUGAUGACUGCUGGUAAAAUGCCCAAUAUUGAUGGGGGAAAUCAUGGGGAAAUUAUGUGUUGUCACAUAAGUGGGCUGCCUACAUUGAAGUAGAGAAUUGGCCAUUUCUGUCAUUGACCUGACCAAGGAGUACCGGUAGUCUUUUUGUGUGAAAGUCUUGCAUCAUCUUUCAGGUCUGUCUGUUGAACUGUGUGUCUAUGAACAGAGUGAUGUUGUAUUGUGGUUCUAAAAUGGCUAAUGUAGUUUUUGAAAACCUCUUUUUCUAAAGAUCCAAAGCAGAAUCGCUAAUUUAUAUUUGUUCUUUUCCUGUUUUCUGUAUUACUGAAAUUAUCAAUGUAAAAUAUGUGAAUAUGACCCAAAUAGAUUAUGUACAUAUUUAUGGAAGAGACAUUUGUUUGAGACAAAUGUAAUAUAAAAAAAGGAGUAUUGUAUUGGUGUUUGGGAUUGUCUGAUGUGGCAAGGAAAGGCAUAAUGUGAGUGUUGUCACACUGACACACACAAGGAACUGGCAAACAUAUUUUCAGUGCAUGGUGGGAUGAAUAUAAGACACAUCAGGUAUGUCACCAAUGGCUGGUAUGACAAAUGUUCUAAAUACUUGAAUUGUUGAGUAAGUCAAGGUACUAGGAUACUAAUGCUCUAACCUGAUCAUUAGACUUGAGCUGGUCAUUAGACUUGAGCUAAAAUCAGAUACUCACCACAAUACUGUAUUAAUGUAACUGUCCAGUGUUUCCAUAUUUCUAUUAAAUAUGACAUCGGGUAAUUAAUUACAAUAUAAUUGAAA
Messenger RNA from Salvelinus fontinalis (brook trout), 3300 nucleotides. RefSeq names its product zinc finger protein 653-like. Gene Ontology annotation, cellular component: nucleus. The coding region runs from base 95 to 2062 and encodes 655 amino acids. The record is from RefSeq and is a predicted model, not a curated record. Gene Ontology annotation, biological process: regulation of transcription by RNA polymerase II. The transcript has 10 exons. Lineage: Eukaryota; Metazoa; Chordata; Actinopteri; Salmoniformes; Salmonidae. Gene Ontology annotation, molecular function: transcription coregulator activity.